AAGUCAACCAGAUGGUCCAGGAUAACGUAGUCACAUUCCCCUUCCAUUCUUGUUGCCCCUUCCCUUACUCACCCCCGACGACCUCGACGACCUGAGCAAGCAGGGCAGCAUGGCGGCGCCACCGCACCCUUUCGUCUACAUCGACGCGGCGGCGCUCCACUCGCUGCUCCCCUUCCCUUCCCUGAUCCCGCACCUCCGCGCGGGCCUGGCCCACCCCGCGCUCGCUACCGGCAUCCACUGCCCGCACCGCGUCUCCUUCCCGCUCCCCACCGCGCCGUCCGCAGCGCUCCUCCUCAUGCCCUCCUGGUGCGCGCACCCCUCGCUGCCCUACCUCGCCCUCAAGGCCGUCACCUCCUUCCCCUCCAACUCCCCGCGCCUCCCCUCCGUCCACGCCGCUGUCUCCCUCUUCAGCUCCGCCACGGGGGCCCCGCUCGCCUCCAUCGACGGCUCAGCGCUCACCCUCCUCCGCACCGCCGCCGUCUCCGCGCUCGCCGCCUCCCUCCUCGCGUCCCCGUCCCGCCCGCCGGCCACUCUCGCGCUCGCGGGCGCCGGCGCGCUCGCGCCCUACCUCGCCGAGGCCCACCUCUCCGCGCUCCCGUCCAUCUCCCGCGUCCUCGUCUGGAACCGCACCAGAGCCAAGUCUGCGGCCCUCGUCGCCAGGCUCCAGGACGCGCACCCGGGGCUCGCCGUCGAGGUGGUGGACGAGAUGGACGACGCGGUGGCUGCGGCGGACGUCGUGAGCUGCGCGACGGGGUCGCGGGAGCCGGUCGUGCGCGGGGAGCUGCUGCGCCCAGGCGCGCACCUGGACCUGGUGGGGUCGUUCACGCCGGCGAUGCGGGAGUGCGACGACGAGGCACUGCGGCGCGGGAGGGUGUUCAUCGACUUCGAGGCGGCGAUGGAGGAGGCCGGGGAGCUUGUGGGCGCGGUCCAGCGCGGCGUGCUGCGGAGGAGCGACGUCGCCGGGACGCUCGCGGAGCUGACCGCAGGGAGCGUGGAGGGGCGGCGCAGCCACGACGAGAUCACCGUGUUCAAGUCCGUCGGCACCGCGGUGGUCGAUCUCUUGGCGGCGCAGCUGGCAUACGAGACUUUCAUCGACAAAGCCAAGAAUCCUUGAGCUCGAGCUUGCUCCUAGAUGACAAUGAGCUGCUUCUUUCCGAGAAAAGUAAGAGGGAACUACAAAUAAAUUGAUCUGAUGAAUGCUUAUCAACUAUGAUCGUCCAUUGUAGCAUAUUGGCUUGACAAUGGAUACGAAUAAGAAUGUGCUCCACUACGUCACUGUGCUUUUCUUUA
Phragmites australis (common reed) is the source of this 1290-nucleotide messenger RNA. RefSeq names its product protein SAR DEFICIENT 4-like. The record is from RefSeq and is a predicted model, not a curated record. Lineage: Eukaryota; Viridiplantae; Streptophyta; Magnoliopsida; Poales; Poaceae. The transcript has a single exon. Bases 110 to 1114 code for a protein of 334 amino acids. Gene Ontology annotation, cellular component: cytoplasm.